Messenger RNA from Soboliphyme baturini, 324 nucleotides. NCBI's taxonomy places the organism in Eukaryota, Metazoa, Nematoda, Enoplea, Dioctophymatida, Soboliphymatidae. The record is from the annotation of a GenBank genome assembly.
AUGGCGUCAAAACAGGAACUGCCGAAAGCACCGGAGCCUUUCCAGGAAGAGGUGCAGACGUUCCCAACCGAGCGGCUGAAGCACGUCGAUCCGGAAGAGAAGGUGGUUCUUCCAUCGAAGGAAGGUUCAUACGGUUUACUGCGCACGGUGCUUGUCCCGUGGUCGAUGCUCGGUAAUCCUCAUUCUCGCGCCGUUGACUCAUUUCGAUGCGACGGCGACGGCGACGGCGACGACUGUCUGUUAGUAUUUAAGCUUGGUCGUUGGUUCGCUGAUGGCCUGCUAUACCCCGGUCAUUUGAUGAAGCGCUCACCUCGUUUGCGCUGA